Molecule: messenger RNA, 767 nt
Organism: Pistacia vera
Lineage: Eukaryota; Viridiplantae; Streptophyta; Magnoliopsida; Sapindales; Anacardiaceae
Product: auxin-responsive protein SAUR72
Exons: 2
Coding region: 118-525 (135 amino acids)
Biological process (GO): response to auxin
Source: RefSeq, a predicted model, not a curated record
UCGCCCAAAUUCCUCUCACAAAUUUGCCUUCGCUUUCUCGCGUUUUUUCUCGCCAGCCAAACACACCAUUCCGACCUCAAAAUUCACUUUCUUAACUUUCUCAACAACUUCUUCCAAAUGAAGCAGCUCAUCCGCCGUCUCUCUCGCGUCGCUGAUUCCUCUCAGUACAGCCUACUCCGCUCCGACUCCCGCCGCCCUUGCCGACCGUUCCCCGCUGCUGCUAUCACCAAAUAUUCGGCGCGCCGCUCCGCUAACUCCAAGCCUGUCCCCGAAGGUCACGUGCCGGUCUACGUCGGCGACGAGAUGGAGCGUUUCGUCGUCAGCGCUGAGCUCCUGAACCACCCGGUCUUCAUCGGUCUCCUCAACAAAUCGGCUCAAGAGUACGGUUACGAACAAAAAGGAGUUCUUCAUAUUCCGUGUCACGUGCUCGUCUUUGAGCGAGUCAUGGAAGCUCUUCGUCUUGGUCUUGAGUCACGUGACCUCCAGGAUCUGAUUGGCUCCUCCUUCUCCGAUGAGUUUUUCUAGAGUUUUUUUUUUUUUUUUUUUUAAUUUUAAUUUUCUUUUUUAGUUAGAUCUUGAUACAAAUAUAAAUCUAUAUAUAUGAAUAUAUAAAUAUAGUGACAAAACGAGAUCGUGUUGGGGGAUUUUUCUUGUAAAUAUAUCCUUUUUUGCGGUCUUUUUGUGAAAAUUUGUAGGGCUUGUAAUGAUGAUGUGUCGUUGUUGUUGAAGGUGGUCUAUGUAAAGCCGUAAAGGGAACUGAAGCUCAG